Vespa velutina is the source of this 3919-nucleotide messenger RNA. RefSeq lists its product as uncharacterized. The record is from RefSeq and is a predicted model, not a curated record. Gene Ontology annotation, molecular function: catalytic activity. Gene Ontology annotation, biological process: nucleoside metabolic process. Lineage: Eukaryota; Metazoa; Arthropoda; Insecta; Hymenoptera; Vespidae. Bases 683 to 2536 code for a protein of 617 amino acids. The transcript has 13 exons.
GAUAGUCUCAUGUAUCACGUAUUCGUAUAUAUCGAUGACGUAAUAACGAUUCAUCAUGUGGUGCAUCUAAGAAAUGACGUAAGUGGGGCACCAUGAACGAAUGAUCAGAUUUAAAUAAAAAUAUGGCGUUGGGCGGUGACAUGUGUCGUUAUUUGGAUCAGUAGUUCUUUAAUUGUAUGAUACAAUGUUUCAUUUACUGAAAUGUUAUUAUAAGAAAAUUGAAAAUUUUAUCAUAUCAAGUUUUCCAAAAACGUAACCUAAAGUGUAUACAUAAGUCAAUAUAAAUUAUAGAUAUCAGUACCGUUUUUAACCUUAAUAUAGAUUUUAAUAUAAGACUAUUAUACUUUCAUAUUGAUGAUACUUAAAAAAUUUUGUGCGGUUACCAUAGCGAGUUAUUAGAAGAGAUAGAGAGAGAGAGAGAGAGAGAGAGAGAGAGGUUAUGUCGACAUUUCAUCUUGACAGGCGCAACUGCUCAGCUGCGUUAAGAAGUAGAAUAUAAAAAAAGUCGCAAAAAGGUUGCGAGCAGUCAGUAAUCAUUCGGCUCUCGACUGAGCAGGUAGUACGUAGAAGGAUCUUACCAAUUUUUUCGAAGUGAACACAUUUCAAUUUUGCUAUCUUUCUGAUUUGUUCAGAAAAUCAUUUUACAAUUUUGAAAAUAAAGAUACGAAAGAAGAGAGCAAAUAUGGACGACAAAAGAAUUGAGCAUAUUGUAAUGACACCAAAAUGCAAAACUGGGAAUUCAACAACUUUGAUUAUAGAAAGGCAGGCUUUAGAACCUCCCACAGAAAAUGGAAAUGAUAAUGUACAUGUGGCUGGUGGAGAUCACAAAGGAAUAGUUAUCAAUAAACAAGCUAUUAAUGUGACAAAUGGUGAAGUAUUACCACCUCAUCUGUGUCUUCAAUUUAGAGUAUUUUUAGUAAGUACACAAACUGGGAAACAUACACAAGAGUCUAGAACACUUGAUUUUUGGUUUUGCGACACUUGUUCAGAAACUGAACAGCCCACUGUUGCACAAGAAUUUUUCAGAGAACUGGUUGCACCACAAGAAUUUCCAAGAGAUUAUGUGGGAUUUAUAAAGAAAAUAAUGAAGCUAAUGCAACACAAGUACUCUAGUAUUAAAAAAUUAGAAGUUGAACUGAAACAGCUUGAAGAACCAGUUUCGCUUCCGACUAGACCAUCUCGCACCGGUUACUUACUCAUCACACUUCCUUCGUCUAAGAAAAUUAUUUGGAGAACAGUAUCUACAGAUGAAGCUGUUAUGGAUCAAAUAGUAGAGCUCACUAUAGAAAAGGUGUUGGAACUUAUUGAAUCUGCUUAUCCAAAUCCAGUUACUGUGAUUGAUAUAGCAAAAGAACAUGGUUGGGAAGUAUCUGCAGUUGAAGCCAAAAUGAAGGAAUUACAGGAAAAAGGUGUUGUAAAAGCAAUGGAACAUGGAGCCUUCACUAGAGUAGUACAUCAAGAUACUCAAGUUCAGGUUGUUAAACAAAUGCCUACAAUAGCCAGUUCUAAGCAGCCAACAAUAGCAAUUAUCACGGCACAGUAUUGCGAAAAGCUUGCAGUAGAUUCUAUGAUCGAAAAUAAAGAAACAUUUGUUCGAUACACGACUGUAGGUACAUCAACAUCGCCAGAUAUGACAGACGGAGUACCGCGCGUGAUUUGCCGUUUUGGAGAAUCAAACGUGUAUACAUUGGGUAACAUCGGUGCUCAUAGGAUUGUUUGCACAAAACUACCAACCGUGGGUCAUACUCGAGAAGCUAUGACCGCAGCAGGAAAUACUACGACUAGACUAUUAGGUACUUUUCAAAAGGUUGAUUUCGUGUUCCUGGUGGGUGUUGGCGGAGGUGUACCGCAUUAUACGGAUUACAACAAGCACGUGAGACUCGGCGAUGUGGUUGUUUCACAUCCAACUCUGAUUAAUAAAAAAUAUGUAUACGUAUACUGUGAGAGUGCGAAGAUGAAUGAAAAUGGUAACUAUCAUUUCGAGACCAAAGAAUACUGUCCACCUAAUCUAGGUCUUCAAGAGAUAGCCGUUAAUCUUAAACAACAGUCGGAGAACGAGAUAAGUCCUCCUUGGCAAGAGUAUCUGAAGGAAGGUAUAGAAAAUUUAGGUAAUCAAGCGGAGCACGAUUUCAAAGCACCACCCCCUGAAUCUGAUAAAUUGUACAUGGCUAUUGGAGACAGAGACGUCAUCGAAGUUGCUCAUCCUAUUGCUCCUCAGGAUACGACGAACAAGAGAAUGGAGGGUUGUCCUCGAAUCCACUUAGCACCAAUCGCUUCGGGUCGACAAAUUGCACGAGACGAUCAACUCAGGCAAAAAUUUGCCACUCGGUUUGGUGCUCUUGCUUUCGAUGCUGAAAUGGAUGCCGUCGUUGAAAGUAUCCUUGGAAAUUGUAGAGAGAAUUUCGCAGUGAUACGAGGUAUCUCCGAUUACAAGGACGGUUCUCGUAUCAAGGAGUGGCAACCUUACGCGUCUUUGGCAGCUGCGAGUGUUAUGAAAGCCGUUAUUUGCGCUAUGGAUCCACCAACCAAUGUUUAAUCUUCAUUGCUUUCCAGUUCCUUAAGUGGAUCGUUACCCGAAUUACUUAAUACGUCAUGUAUCGCAUUAAAAUGCGAUAUAGACCAAAUCUUUUCAUAAUCGAACGUCAGGUAACUUCGUUGACUAUAAAAUUGAUCGGCACAAAGUGCAUAAUAAUCGGCGAAUACUUUUGUUCGUCAUUUUUCACGGAUAUAGAAAUCUUACUAUAUACGUAGAAAUUGUUAUAAACGGGCCACCGGCAAUUUCAUUUUCUACUUUUAUUUCCGUUUCUAUUUGUCGAAUUUUUAUGAUGUAAUAGGUUUACACGAAGUGAUUUCCGAUAUAAAAAUAUAUAUGACGUAGAUGUUCGAUAGGUACAAUGAGAUCGUAAACCAUUUUUGGUUGCUGGUCAACCGUGCAAUAAAACGAUUGAAAGAUACGCGUAAUUAUCGCCUUUCAAAAUGAUUUUUUUAUGUAUUUUACAAAGAGAUAAUGUUUCUACUGGAAAGUGCCAUUUUUUCAGAUAUCAUUUUUCUGACAAGAAAUCAAGUUCCAAUUCGAUUUUAUAUCACAACUUUUUCUGCACAAAUAUCGUUCGGGAUAUUCGAACGUGGCAAUUAUACUGACAAUAACGGUUGAUCUUAUACAAACGAGAUCUUCCUUGUAGUUUUCCAAUUAAUUUUAUCUACUUAGCUUCGUUUAUCAUUAUUACUUAUGCGCGAAUGCCCAUGCCAAUAGAUCGAAAAUGUACCGUUCAUGUCAGUCGAAAAGUUUAUAUCAAUGUGAACGCCGAACAAAUUUAUAUCGAUAUUGAUUUUAAUUAUUUCAUAGAAACAGUGCCAUUGCUACUGUCCGACAUUAUAGAAUGCUUUUUACCUAAAGUGAUUAUCUAAGUUAGAUCUGCAUUUAGAAGUGGUUCCUUGGAUAUCUUUUCAAGAUUAAACUUUUAAUAGAUUGAUUUCAUGAUUUAUGAAUAGAACGUAGAGGAAGAAAGUAUUAAAUGUUAGGACUGAAAGGAAACGAGAAUAAAACUCGACUAUUUCACGGAGUAUUUUCGCUGUCGUACUUUCCAUCGUAAUAUAGGUAUCAAUCUCAACUUAAAUUUACUCGAUGAACGUAGCUAGGUUUAGAUGUGAUAGUCGCUAUAAAGAAAAAGUACGUUGCCAUCGUUUGGCGAUAUUUCUCAAAAUCCAAUCAAAUUAAUCGUUACAAUAUUAGGUACAUCUAUGAUCAUUACAUAUUUACCAGAGUAUAUUGAUGUUUUAAAAAGAUCACAUUUUAUUCAGGAAGCUGCAAGAGUGUUAAAGAUUACCUAACGUAUAUGGAUACUUUUAUAUUGAUUUACUAUUGUCGAAAAAAGAAUCGAUCGAGGAUAAAAUCGAUGUCUUCUCAGACGAGUGUUCU